UUGAUCGGAUAGGCUACCUAAAUGUAAACAACAUGGCAGAUUAGAUGAAUAUAAUAUUGUACGUAAAAAAUACCGCCUUAUGAAUCGAUACUUUGACGAUGCGUCAUUGCAACAUUUGUAGAUCAAGUUAGGCGAUUAGCCUUUUCUAUUACUCUUAAAAUACCAUUAUUUUAAAAGAUGUCAACUGAAAAGGUUCUUUAUCAGUUAUAUCAACCUCAUGGUACUGGUACUGUGUUUAUUACUUGGCGUCCUGGCAAUAGUACUCAUUUAGCAACAACCGGUUAUGAUUCUUCAGUCGCUAUUUUUGAUAGACAAGGAGAUUUACAAGAACGCAUUCAGAUUUCUGGUUUGUGUACCGGUUUUGGAUGGGAUUCCGACGGCGAUUUAUUGGCUAUCAUAUCACAAAAUUCCUUUACCAUCACGUUAUGGGAUGCAACAACCGGAAAAAAAUCACAAAUAGAUGCUGGUGUAAGAGAUGGCUUGACAUGUAUCAUGUGGGCAAAGAGAAAUUGCUUGUUAGCUGUUGGAACACAGAAAGGAAAUUUGGUACUUUACGAUCAUAUAAAUGCUAAAAGAAUACCAAUUUUGGGAAAGCAUAAAAAACGUAUAACUUGCGGUGCUUGGUCUUACGAGGGUCUUCUUGCUUUGGCAAGCGAAGACAAGGUUUUAACUAUUAGUACUAGCGACGGCGAUACUCGACGCGAAAUAUCGCUACAAGGUGAUCCAUCUGAAAUUCAGUUUAAUGAAAUGAAGAUGGAUCACAGGAUCGGGGGUGAAAAUACAGUAUCUCUAAUUAUUAGUAAAACCACAUUGUUCCUGUAUAAUAUUUUGGAUCCAGAGAAUCCUAUUGAACUAGCUUUUCAAAAACGUUAUGGUCCCAUUAUAGCUUACAAAUGGUACGGCGACGGUUAUAUAUUAGUUGGUUUUGAAACUGGACAUUUCACUGCAAUAUCUACACAUAUUAAAGAAGUUGGACAAGAACUAUUUCAAGUUAAGAAUCAUAAAGAUUCUUUAACUGACUUAGCAAUAAGUCAGGUCAUAGGAAAAAUUGCCACGUGCGGAGAUACUGCUAUAAAGAUACAUAGUCUGCAAAAUUUAGAAGAAACUGAACAAUUAAUUACAAUAAGCGGCGAAACUGGAAUUAGUAAAAUAGAAUGGUCGAUGGAUGGAUCGAUGAUAGCAGCCGUGACUUAUAGUGGCAAUGUUUUUGUCUAUUUAAUACAAAUUCCGAAAUUAUUUAGCGUUUGUGGAAAUAAAAUAGCUUUACUUACUAGUUUAACAGAAGUUGCAGUACAUCUUUAUAUGUUAGACAAGGUGAAACCAGAACCAGUAAUGAUUAAUACUAUAAUAGAACCAUCUGUACUAGCAGUGGGACCUAUGCAUGUGGCAGUGGGUUUAAAUAAUAGAGCACUGUUUUGGGACUUAUCUGAGAAUCCUUAUAAUACUACUGUACACUUCGAACGAGAUUAUUUAGCAACAAUAGAUAGUAUACGAUUGAAUGAAACCUAUGUCUCGGUUUUAUUUGAUGGAAAAUUGCAGUUGCAUAUGAUUAAAGUCGAUCAAUCUUUAACAAAAGAUGGAAAAGACACAAAAAUGUUUCCAGACUUAAAUGCUUCGGAUUUUAGAAUAACGUGCCAUGCCCUUAGUACAGAUUUUCUUAUCUUUGCCAGCGAUAUGGGUCACAUAAUCUACUUUUGCCUCGAAGUUUUCAACCAGUCUAUAGAACAUAUACACAAUACGGGUAUAAACGAAAUCUAUUUAGAUGCAAAUGGGACACAAUUAUGUUUUAUAGAUAAUAAAUCUGAUGCUUAUGUAUAUAAUCCUAUGCAAGAAAUUGUGUUACAAAUACCCGAUUGCCCGGAUUGCAUACAGGGUAUAAUCUGGGAUCAGAAUAUUUUGGAACGUAAUAUAUUUGCUGUAUACAAUAAAAAUGUUAUUGUUACGUACAUAUUUGUAAAAUAUUUUAUCGAAGGUACAAAAGUCGUUAGGAUAAACACAACAAAACUACCGUCCGAAACACUACCGUUAUUAAUGUAUUCCGGAGAAUUAACAUUAAGCUCAAUAAAUAAUAAAUUUAUUCAAAUUACAUUAUCGUCGCACGAAGAUAUUGGAAAUAUUGUGGAAUCUGCAAAAAAGAAAGAAGUUUUGGAGAAUCAGAUUUUGUGUAGAAGAUUUCAACAAGCAUGGAACACUUGUGAGAAAAUUAAUGAAAAAGAAUCGUGGUUAAAGUUAGGGGAAAGUGCCAUUGUAAACUUAAACAUUGAUUUCGCCAUUCGCGUCUAUCGUUAUAUAGAAGAUGCCUCGAUGGUUUGGGCAUUAAAAAACAUGGAAAAUAUAGAUGAGCUACCACUAUUGUGUGGUCAUGCAUGUAUCUUACUUGGCGACUAUAAUCAAGCAGAACAAUUUUUUUUGCAAUCUUCAGAACCGGUACAAGCACUGUACUUAAGAAGAGACUUGAUGCAAUGGGAACAAGCGCUGAACUUAGCGCAGAAACUGAAAGCCGACGAAAUUCCUUACAUCGCCAGAGAAUAUGCUCAGCAGUUGGAAUUUAUGGGUAAUUAUCCAAAAGCUUUAACAAACUAUGAACGUGGAUUGGUAGAUCAUAAUACUUCGUCUAACAACUCCGUACAUAAUCCACACCAUCGUAAUCUGUGUAUUGCCGGAAUUGCAAGAAUGUCUAUAAGAUGCGGUGAUAGUAGAAGAGGAGUGAGCUUAGCAAUGGACAACGAAAGUUCGAGGCAGCUGCGAAAAGAAUGUGCAGAAAUAUUAGAAUCAAUGAAGCAAUUUAACGAAGCUGCAUUAUUAUAUGAAAAAACUGAAUACUUUGACAAAGCAGCAUCUGCGUACAUUAAAUUAAAGAAUUGGCAGAAAGUUGGGCAACUUUUGCCACAAGUAUCAUCUUCCAAAAUUAGUAUACAAUAUGCAAAAGCCAAAGAAGCUGAAGGCAGAUACGAAGAGGCAGCUAAAGCAUACGAGACGGCUAAAGAUUAUGAAAAUAUAAUAAGAAUUAAUCUGGAGUAUUUGAACAAUCCUGCGCGAAGUGUGGAAGUGGUACAGCAAACUAAAAGCAUAGAAGGAGCCAAAAUGGUUGCAAAAUAUUUUCAAAAAAUGAACGAUUAUAAUUCAGCGAUCAAGUUUUUAAUCUUAUCAACGUGUCACGACGAAGCUUUUCAGUUGGCCAAUCAACACGGAAAAAUGGAAUUGUAUGGAGAAAUUUUGAUAAAUACAGUUGACGAUAGCAACGCACGGAAGGAAGACUUUAGAAGCCUCGCAAUGCAUUUUGAGUCUCAAAAAAAUAAUCUUUUGGCGGGAAAAUAUUAUUUUCACGCUAAAGAAUAUCAAAAGGCAUUACGACAUUUAUUGAAAGCUGCUCAAUUAAUGGCGGACGAAAAUGAGGUUUUUACAUUAGCUAUUGAUACAGUCGCUUCCUCAAAAGACGACAAACUAGCUAAUCAACUAAUAGAUUUCCUAUUGGAUGGAGACGGAUUACCAAAGGAUCCAAAAUAUCUAUUUCGACUCUAUAUGGCCAGAAAACAAUAUAGAGAAGCUGCAAAGACAGCAAUCAUAAUUGCAAACGAGGAACAAACGAAUGGUUUGUUUUUAUGGUGUAUUUAUUUGUCAUAUCGUUUUCAAGAGCAGCGUGUAUCGUGUAAUAAAUUAUUUUCAGGGAAUUACAGAAAUGCUCACGAUGUUCUGUUCAGUAUGUAUCAAGAAUUAAAGAGAAAUAAGAUCAAUAUACCAUUAGAGAUGCAAAAUAACUUAAGACUUUUGCAUUCGUAUAUCCUUGUACGACUUCAUGUAAAGAAAAAUGAUCAUUUGCGUGGUGCUCGCAUGUUAAUUAGAGUAGCCAACAAUAUUUCGAAAUUUCCAUCACAUAUUGUUCCAAUUUUGACUUCUACUGUAAUAGAAUGUCAAAGAGCUGGAUUAAAAAAUGCAGCGUUUAAUUUUGCUGCUAUGUUAAUGCGUCCAGAAUACAGAAAUCAAAUUGAUGCUAAGUACAGUAAAAAGAUCGAGGCAAUUGUGAGGAAACCACCGAAAUCGAAAGAUAACGAAAUUGAAGAUGAACCUUUAACUCCGUGUCCUUAUUGCAAAAGUAAACUGCUUGAAACAGAGAUCACUUGCGAUAAGUGCAAAAAUGCGAUACCUUUUUGUAUAGCUACAGGACGACAUAUUGUUGAAGAUGAUUUCACAACAUGUCCCCAAUGUGAUUUUCCUGCCAUAAGAAGUGAAUUUAUACGGAUCGUCGAGUACGAAGGAACAUGUCCAAUGUGUUCGGAAAAAGUAGACGUGAACACAAUUUCGUCUACUCUUAACAUUCAUCCUUAUCUUGAUUUUCAAGAUGAAAAAGUAUCAGGGAAAGCUUAAUCAUUUUUAUUUAUACGAUUUUAAAUUUGAACCGAUAUUUUCAUUUAAUUACGAGAAUGUAUUAUACAUAUUCUAUAUGAUAUGGAUAACCAUACUUCGUUACAAAUGCAAGGUAUAAUUAUCGAAUUAUUCUUAUGAAACGGUGCCGUCCAAUAUGAGUACAAUGCAAUUAAGUACAAGUAGUUUAUUAUAUAGUGUCAUAGAGUGUCUGAGAAAACCUGU
Molecule: messenger RNA, 4587 nt
Organism: Colletes gigas
Lineage: Eukaryota; Metazoa; Arthropoda; Insecta; Hymenoptera; Colletidae
Gene: Oseg6
Product: WD repeat-containing protein 19
Exons: 18
Coding region: 178-4365 (1395 amino acids)
Biological process (GO): intraciliary retrograde transport; cilium assembly
Cellular component (GO): cilium; intraciliary transport particle A
Molecular function (GO): protein binding
Source: RefSeq, a predicted model, not a curated record